AUGGCAGAAUCGGAUUUCGAACCAUUCAAGCCCGAAAUCGAGCGUCUGUACAUCUAUGAGAACAAAACCUUACGCGAGGUGAUGGAUUACAUGGCAUCCAAAUACUCUUUUUCCAAGCCCCCAGGACAGUACGCCCGCCAACUCAGAAAAUGGGGAUUUGCGAAGGGUCACAUCAAAGCGGACGAGUGGAAUUGGAUUGGAAACAAGACGAACAAAAGAAAAUUAAACGACAACAAAAAAAGCGAAUUCCACAUUGGUGGGAUGGAGGUUCACGUGCCAAAGCUCAAGAAAGCAAAAUACAGAGAUGCCUAUGUUUCGACUAUGGCUAGGUUCUCUACUGCUCCCUCCCCGAAAACCCCUGAAGGGUUCUCUGUUUGCACCCCAGCAUCGCCAGGGAUGCAUCUUAUCUGGAAUGGUGGGUCACUCCCAUGGCAGCGCUUCAUCAAACUUGUGUGCUCCAUGGAGAAGGAAGAAGCACCACCGCCGACCUCGUCCCUGGCUGUUCGUUCCCCUGGUGCCGAUGCGCUCUCUACCACUGUCAACCACGAACUGAUGCAUCGUCUGAGCACAAUGGUACCAUGGAAUAAACUAAAUCAACCCCCAAAUAUACAUAGUAGCUCUCGAACAUCGGCAGCUUUGAGCAUACUCAUACCAGAGGACUUUCAGGGCCAGCACGAUGCUUUGUCGAUGGACUUGAGCAGCUCUACAAUCAAGGCAAAAGAUCGCAUGGCCUUAGAGCUUUUUCUUCUCUCAAACAACAUCAAGUCGCAAGAUUCAGAGAAAAUGACUGAGAGAAAUAUGAGAUCGAAUGACGAGCGGGUUAUGCAAAUGUUGAGCGAUUAUGGCUGGAAGGACUUGGAACAUAUUCAGGUCCUUUUAUCAACUCGCGAGCCAACUGCCGAAGCUAUUGCUGAAAGAUUGUUUGCAAGUUCAUUGAGGCUACACGAUGUGGAUGUAGUGAAAAUGAUGCUCGAAGCCCACAUGGAUCCAAACAUCCCAUUGAUCGAGACAAUUUUUGACGGUGUCCUGACACCUCUUCAAUUCACUGCAGGAAGCAAGCAUAAACGCAGUGAGGAGCUUGUUAAUCUUCUUAUAUCCCAUGGGGCGGAUGUGAAUCACUCGGGCAAUGCGUACCCGCCUUUGUUUUAUGCCAUCAACAAACAUGAGAACAGAAUCAUCCAUGCUCUUAUGUUUCAUGGUGCUAUUGUAACACCACAUUGCCUUUCUAUUGCGACACAUCUGAAGGACAUUGAAGUCUUUGAAGACAUCACCAACUCCUGUUCCGAUGUGAACGCCCGAACAGGAUGGCAGGACUUCAGUGCUCUUUCCCAGGCCGUUAAACAGGGCAAUAUCUCGAUGAUUGAGAUUUUACUCGCCCGAGGUGGCAAUGUCAAUGCCCUAGUGAGCACCUCUUCUGGGGAUAAUUUUGGGGCUACCACUAUCUUAGGCAUUGGCGCUCAGUCAGGAUCUAUCGAUGUUAUACGUGUCUUGCUGGGGGGCUGUCACGAGAUAAACCCUGAAUUCAAUGGCUUGCGUUAUGUAUCGCCUCUUGUACUAGCGGUGCAAAGAGCAAAUGCUAAGGUCACUCAGACUCUACUACAAGCUGGGGUCGAUAUCAAACUAGCCGAUGAGCAAGGAGGAAUGACACUGCUUGAACAUGCCACCCAACACUAUUCCCCGAAGGAGGCCUUGGCCCUGUGCGAAGUUUUGAUUGAACAUGGGGCUCAAGUUGACAGACCGGUUUCCGCUCAGAAACAAGAGUCCUCGGCCCUUCUCAUUGCAGUUGAGAAAAAUUCGCCCGAACUUGUUGAGCUCUUGAUCUGCGCAGGCGCACGUCUCAACGAUGAAUACACUAAGCCCCCUUACACUGCACUUGGAGCUGCCAUUAAACAUUUUGACGGAGUAUUAUUCAAUAGCCUCUUGGCUGCCGGAGCUACAUUUGUGGGAAGCAGACUAGAAGAAAUUGGCAGCUUACGCACUGCGAUGUACCUGCAGGAAAGUGGAGUUCUUCAAGGCGUCUUGAGGGUAUCAGGUCCCAGAAUCCUUGCUGCUGCUUUACUUGAGGAACAGGUCGAUCUAGCUCAGUACUUGCUUGAGCAUAAUGCUGAUCAUGAAGAUCGGAUCAGAAAUGAAGAGGCUUUCCUCUCCGAACAGACCACCCCAUUAGAGGCAGCAAUUCAAGCAGGGGAGCUUGCCUUUGCAGAAAAGCUUUUGGCACGCGGUGUAAAGGUUACAGAAAGUGUUCUUGUAAAUGCUAUGGACGGAAAUCUUGUAUUUCUGGAACACCUACUGACCAGGUUCUGCGGAAGUGCCCCAAUUGCAGUGGGAAUCGCACUGAGAGACGACAAACCUCUACAACUGCUUGAACUGUUUCAAAAGCAAGGAGUGGACCCCGCUGGCGUACCAAAACAUCUCCAGAAUCGUUUGUGUUUGGGCGCUUUUGACCUGCUGCAACCAGAGUCGGUACUCGAAAUAGCAGUGGCCGAAAGGGAUAGGGAGAUUUUACAAUUCCUGCUCCAAUGGACACCAUGGAGUCCAAGGCUGACUGGGCGCGCCUUGAUAAUUGCAAUACUGUUGCAUCUGGAUGAACUCGCGGAGGAUAUACUGCCUUUUGAUCCUGAUCUGACUCGGGAGAUCACCAUCGGAUACUUUGGCAGAGAUUUGUUUGAAGAUGUCAAAAUAGAGCAAACGUACACUCCCCUCGAGGCCGCAGUCAACAGACAAAUGAUCCCGAUCGCGCGCGCAUUGAUGGAAAAAGUCGAUGUUAACUAUCUUGGUCAUGGGGCUGGCUGUCGAACAGCAUUGCAACAUGCCGUUGAAAAAGGAAACAUGGAGCUUAUCAACGUACUAAUUUCGGAGCAUGGAGCUAGGAUUGAUAGCCCUCCUGCCACAGACGGCGGCGCUACUGCAUUGCAGAUUGCAUGUAUCAAAGGUUAUAUCGGCAUUGCAAGGAGACUACUUGACCUAGGAGCAGAUGUCAAUGAAGCUCCCGCAAGAUACAACGGACGCACAGCCCUGCAGGGAGCGGCAGAACAUGGUCGAAUUGAUAUGCUGCAAAUGCUGCUCGACGAAGGGGCGUUGAUUGUCGGUGAAGGUGAACCGCAGUAUCACAAGGCUGUCGAGCUUGCGGAAAAAAACGGACACUAUGCUGCUGCGAGGAUGCUAACGUCUUGGAGGGACUCUGUUUCUUUGGAUCCCUCGGCAAUUUGA
Penicillium expansum is the source of this 3210-nucleotide messenger RNA. RefSeq lists its product as uncharacterized. Gene Ontology annotation, molecular function: protein binding. The record is from RefSeq and is a predicted model, not a curated record. NCBI's taxonomy places the organism in Eukaryota, Fungi, Ascomycota, Eurotiomycetes, Eurotiales, Aspergillaceae. Bases 1 to 3210 code for a protein of 1069 amino acids. The transcript has 4 exons.